This is a messenger RNA of Helianthus annuus (common sunflower), 1340 nucleotides long. RefSeq lists its product as uncharacterized. NCBI's taxonomy places the organism in Eukaryota, Viridiplantae, Streptophyta, Magnoliopsida, Asterales, Asteraceae. The transcript has 2 exons. The coding region runs from base 1 to 1083 and encodes 360 amino acids. The record is from RefSeq and is a predicted model, not a curated record.
AUGGUGUUCUUGUGCUCAUGUGGGGGUUUGAUAUGGGUGAACAGAGUUCACGUUUGUGGAACUAUUAGGUGUUCUUGUGGUGGGAUGAAAUAUGAAGGCAGGGGUCAUUGUUGUGGCUACGUACCAGAUUAUUCAAAACCACCAACUAAUUGGGAACUUUACAUGGGUUACAGAAGUUGGGAUGAAUGGAUAGGAUCUCCAACAUGGGGAAAACGAAGCCCUAGCUUAUUCGGAACCAAGAAUCAAGAUACAAGAAUUCUAAAUACUUCAUCAUCCAUGGAAGAGAUCAAGAACUUCCAACAAACAGGUUCAUUUGAAGAUUAUUGUAACACAAUUGAUUUCCUUCUUACCAAAGUAAUUCUUAGUGAGGAUUAUGCUACAGAAUUAUUUGUGAGGGGUCUCAAAUCUGAAAUUAGGAGUUGGGUUCAAUUCUUGAGACCUAAAACACUUGAAGAGGCUUAUAAAAAGGCAAAGGUACAAGAUGAUUUCCUUAACAUUUGCCUUCGCAAUAAAGAAUUAAAAAAAGUAGAAGGUCAAUCUUUUAGUGCAAAUAGUGAUGAAAAGUUUAGCGAAAUUGAGAUUCAAACUGUUGUUGAAUCUGAAAAUGGGGUUAGGGUUCAAGAAACCAUUGAUCAAAAUGUCAUGAUUGAAAAUGAAAUUGAUUCUUUAAAUCAAGUUUUAAGUACUCAACAAACAAUUAAAGAUGAAUCCAUUCAAGAUGAGUGUAGUGAAGAUAAUUUGUAUGGUGAAAUGUCCAAAGAGGUUGGGAAUAAAAUUCAAGAAUUAAGUGAUGGUGACGAUUCAAAAGAACAGAAAGGAAAGCAUAACGAUGAGGAUUACAUUGAUCUUGGUGAUGAUGAUAUCGCCAAUGAAUGUGUUCCUUUUUGUAAUAAUCUUUGUAAAGAUACAGCUGAAAAUGAUCCUGCGACAAUCAAGAAAAAUUUAGAACCUGAAAUUCUACGUUGUAUAUCAGAUUUAGAUCAAGAAAACAAAAAAAUGAAGUGUAGGACACCUUGCUGGAAUUUGCAAAUGCACCUCCUGUUAGACUACCAUGUUAAAGUUGAUUUGCAGGUUCCGAGUUAGUGUUGGCCGGCCAUUCGCAUCAGAAGUUUGAUAGCGGGGGUUUAAUUUGAUUGGGUUUUUCUCGCUUAAAAUAGGAAUUGCAGAAACGAAGACACUGAUGUAUGCAUCAGAAAUGGGGAUUUCAAUUUAUUAGUAAUGUAUACAUCUAAAUUACGAAUUUUCUCAACCCAUUGUAAGCUUCAACUUUCAGAUUUUGUUUCAGAUGAAUGUUUUUGUUAACACUUAUACUGAGAUAGUAAUGAAAUAUAUUUGCUACA